UCCUUUUCAUUUCUUUCUGCUUUCCAUCUCUUUCUCUUUCUCUCUCUUCCAAUGACAGCUCCAAACAUGGCGACGGUUACAGCCUCCUUGGAGAGAUCUCUCCAGAAAUGCUCCCUCAGCGACCCCACAUCUCCUCCCACACAAAACCAUCAUCAUUCAAUGGACGGCUCUGAUGCUUCUGAUGCCGAUGCUGCUGCUUUCACCACCUUAGAACUCAAUUCAGACAUCUCUCUUCCAUACCGAUGGGAGCAAUUCCUCGAUUUAAAGACGGGGGAGAUUUACUACAUAGAUUGGGGGAACGGUACGAAAUUGACGGAAGAUCCCAGGAAAGCAAGAAGAUUUGAAGGAGAUUUUUAUUCUGAAGAAGACAGUUCGGAUGAAAGUGACAAGAGCUCUUCUUCUUCGCGAGACGAUUAUCAUCGCUAUGAAGAUGAAGAUGAAGAUGAAGACAACCAUGUACUUGUUGUUGCAGGUUGCAAGAGCUGUCUGAUGUAUUUCAUGCUGCCGAAAACAGCAGAAGAAUGCCCCAAAUGCAAUGGCAUACUCCUGCAUUUCGAUCGGUCCGAAAACGGAUAUCUAUGAGAUUUUUUCUUACUUUUGUCAGUUGUUUGAUCUUAUUUUUGGAUUUUUGAGUGUGGCUUGAAGUGAAGCGAAUUGGGUUUUCUUGUUUU
Molecule: messenger RNA, 671 nt
Organism: Magnolia sinica
Lineage: Eukaryota; Viridiplantae; Streptophyta; Magnoliopsida; Magnoliales; Magnoliaceae
Product: protein CURLY FLAG LEAF 1-like
Exons: 2
Coding region: 52-582 (176 amino acids)
Molecular function (GO): protein binding
Source: RefSeq, a predicted model, not a curated record